Desarmillaria tabescens is the source of this 918-nucleotide messenger RNA. RefSeq names its product GDSL lipase/esterase. The coding region runs from base 1 to 918 and encodes 305 amino acids. Lineage: Eukaryota; Fungi; Basidiomycota; Agaricomycetes; Agaricales; Physalacriaceae. The record is from RefSeq and is a predicted model, not a curated record. Gene Ontology annotation, molecular function: hydrolase activity, acting on ester bonds. The transcript is spliced from 4 exons.
AUGUUUCUCCUCCUCGCUCUUCCCUUCCUAGUCCUGGCCCUCGAUCCAGGCCAAAUAAAAAACCUCGUCACCUUCGGGGAUAGCUACACCGACGUUAUUUCCAUUAGCGACGGCGGCACCCCCUGGCCCAUUUACACUGCCCAGUACGCCAACCUUACUCUAUACCCUUACGCGCGUUCUGGGGCUACGUGUUCAAAUAACAUCACCUACCGACCCUCUCCCUCCGUAUUCGAAAGCCAGCUACCGUUGUAUUUUGCUGAAAAGGAUAAUGGUUCGAUUGUAUUGGAUCCCAGAGUGACGCUGUAUACACAAUGGAUCGGAACAAAUGACGUAGGCAGAUAUUCAAUCCUCACAGGGAGCAAUGACGCGUCCAUUGUGGACGUUACGAGGUGCAUGAUUAAUUGGGUGAAGGUGCUUUAUGAAAGUGGGGCGAGGAAUUUUUUGGUUCAGAAUAUGAUCCCGCUAAACUCCACGAUUCUCUACGCACCAGUAUCAUAUCCCAAUAGGUACUUCACUGACCCGCGGAACACCACCGAAUGGAGCGUGUUCAUGCGUGAACUAGUGUUGAGUGGGAACGCGCUAUCGCGUUUGAUGCUUCACGCCUUGUUACCAGAAAUUCCUGGGGCUCACAUCGGAAUCUUUGACUCGCACGCCCUCUUCACAGACAUGUAUAAUAAACCAUCAGAGUACCUCAAUGGCACGGCACCACUGAACGUGACAGGCGCGGUCGUAUCGUGUGUGUAUCCAGAGGGAAAUGACAAUUCCAGCGUGUGUACGACGGCCUAUGGGUCGGAUCGGGAUAGUUUUCUCUGGUACGAUGAGCUACAUCCUAGCGAACAAGCAGAUAGAAUCGUGGCGAGGGAGGUUGCGCAGGUGGUCAGAGGAGAAGAGAAUCGAUGGACGACGUGGAUUAGUUGA